AUGUCUGCUACCUCCACUGCUACUUCCACCACUGCCUCUCAAUUGCACUUGAACUCCACCCCAGUUACUCACUGCUUGUCUGACAUCGUUAAGAAGGAGGACUGGUCUGACUUUAAGUUUGCUCCCAUCCGCGAAUCCACCGUCUCUCGUGCUAUGACUUCUCGUUAUUUUAAGGACCUUGACAAGUUUGCCGUUUCUGACGUUAUUAUUGUCGGUGCCGGCUCUUCAGGUUUAUCCGCUGCCUACGUCAUCGCCAAGAACAGGCCAGACUUAAAGGUAUGUAUUAUCGAAAGUUCAGUUGCACCAGGUGGUGGUAGUUGGUUAGGUGGCCAAUUGUUCAGUGCCAUGGUUAUGAGAAAACCAGCUCAUUUGUUCUUACAAGAGUUGGAAAUUCCUUACGAAGAUGAAGGUGACUAUGUUGUCGUUAAACACGCUGCUUUGUUCAUCUCUACUGUCCUUUCAAAGGUUUUGCAACUACCAAAUGUUAAAUUAUUCAACGCCACCUGUGUUGAAGAUUUGGUUACCAGACCACCUACCCAAAAGGGCGAGGUCACCGUUGCAGGUGUUGUCACCAACUGGACAUUAGUUACUCAAGCUCAUGGUACCCAAUGUUGCAUGGACCCUAACGUUAUUGAAUUGGCUGGUUACAAAAAUGACGGUACUCGUGAUUUGAGCCAAAAACAUGGUGUCAUUUUAUCCACUACUGGUCACGAUGGUCCAUUUGGCGCUUUCUGUGCUAAGAGAAUUGUUGACAUUGAUCAAAACCAAAAAUUGGGUGGUAUGAAGGGUCUAGACAUGAAUCAUGCCGAACACGACGUUGUUAUUCACUCUGGUGCAUACUCUGGUGUUGACAACAUGUACUUUGCUGGUAUGGAGGUUGCUGAACUAGAUGGAUUAAACCGUAUGGGUCCAACUUUCGGCGCUAUGGCUUUGAGUGGUGUUCACGCUGCUGAACAAAUCUUGAAACACUUUGCUGCUUAG
This is a messenger RNA of Saccharomyces paradoxus, 981 nucleotides long. It is a transcript of the gene THI4, whose product is annotated as thiamine thiazole synthase. Gene Ontology annotation, biological process: thiamine biosynthetic process. The transcript has a single exon. The record is from RefSeq and is a predicted model, not a curated record. The coding region runs from base 1 to 981 and encodes 326 amino acids. NCBI's taxonomy places the organism in Eukaryota, Fungi, Ascomycota, Saccharomycetes, Saccharomycetales, Saccharomycetaceae.